This is a messenger RNA of Musca vetustissima, 6880 nucleotides long. RefSeq names its product endoribonuclease Dcr-1 (gene Dcr-1). Gene Ontology annotation, molecular function: deoxyribonuclease I activity; protein binding; RNA binding. Gene Ontology annotation, biological process: pre-miRNA processing; siRNA processing; apoptotic DNA fragmentation. Lineage: Eukaryota; Metazoa; Arthropoda; Insecta; Diptera; Muscidae. The coding region runs from base 3 to 6869 and encodes 2288 amino acids. The transcript has 10 exons. Gene Ontology annotation, cellular component: RISC complex; cytoplasm; nucleus. The record is from RefSeq and is a predicted model, not a curated record.
CCAUGUCCUUUCAUUGGUGUGAUAAUCUGCAUACAGCAGUCUUUAGUCCUCGUGACUAUCAAGUGGAGCUUUUAGCUGCUGCAUUUGAGCGCAACACCAUGAUUUGUUUGGGUCACAAAUCGUCCAAGGAAUUUAUAGCACUGAAGCUAUUGCAAGAAUUGGGACGUAAACAACGUCUGCUGGGCAAUAAGAUUGCUGUGUAUCUUAGUUCAAGUAAAACGCCAGCCAUGUUUACGAUGUUGCAGCACUUGACAGAUCUCAGGGUAUAUCAGGAGGAAUCAAACACCACCGGGGGGUUUUAUGAAUUGCCUUUGGGGUUUAAUGUUUACAUUUUACAACCGAAAACAUGUCUCCAGUUGUUGCGUCAAGGCAAUCUGCAGAUGUGCAGGAUGUAUUUGUUGGUACUGGAUGAUUGUCAUCAAAAUCAUGUUUAUUCAGAUAUACGCGAGAUAUUUAGUGAUUUUUAUAAAACCGAAAAUAUUCAUGAAAUGCCAAAAGUUUUGGGUCUAGCUGGGCCACUGCACAGUGCCGGCUGUGAUUUGGCGGAAUUGUCCGCAAUGCUGAAUGCCCUGGAGAAGACAGUGCGAUGUAGAACGGAAACGGCAAGUGAUAUUGUUACAGUUUUAAGAUAUUGUGCCAAACCAUUUGAAUAUAUUGUCCAAUGUGCUCCAUACAAACAAGAUGAAUUAUGUUACAUCCUGCAAGAUGUUCUACUUACACGCAAAGCUUUCCUCAAUAAUCAUCGUUACGACCCGUUCGAAAUAUAUUGCACCGAUGAAUUUAUCGAAGAACUCAAAGACAUUCCAGAUCCGAAGAAGGAACCUCUAGAAUUUCUUGAGACAAUGCUGCAAGUGCUAAUGGAAAUGGGACCAUGGUCAGCAGAUCGUGUGGCUUUUAAUAUGUAUCAACGUAUUGAAAAACAAAAAAUAAAAACACCACACGAACGUCACUAUAUUCUGUUGUGUUUGGUAAAUACCGCACUGUUGGAGGUCCAUGCAAUAUGUGAACAAAAUUUCCGUAAAUUUAAAACUAAUCACAAGGAAUGUGUAGAGAAACAUUCAAGUCCGAAGGUGCUUAGGUUGUUGGAAGUUUUGCGUCUCUUCAAACCGGACGAUACGUCAAGCAAGAAUGAUACUAUCAAGAGGAUAAGCAGUGAAUUGGAUCAAAUGGAUUUUCAAAAAUUAUCGCGAAUCCUGGAGACCAAAUGCCACAGUGUGGAGCAGGCAGUGGAAAAGCAACAACUAGAAAGUAGAUCAAUUGUGGAGAACUUAGACUCAAUUAUUAAACCUGAGUUUCAAGCCAAAUUAAAUGCUGAAAAUGCACAACUCAACAAUGGUGUGGGUGGUGAUUGUGAUAAUAAACCACCCAACACUAAUACGAAAAAGACUGAAGAUAAUAUUAAAACAUCAAACUCCACAAACCAUCGUCACCAUUCGAGUUCACAUCAUAAUCGACCAAAACGUAGACCAUUUCGUCGACAUAAUCGUGAUCAUAAUGAUGGUUCCGACACACUGUGUUCAAUUAUAUUUUGUAAUACAAAUUAUACGGCUCGUGUACUCUUCGAAUUAUUGGCCGAAAUGAGUAGACAUGAUCCGGAUUUGAAAUUUAUCAAGUGCCAAUUUACAACGGAUCGUGUUGCCGAUCCCAUUACAGAACCAAAAGAAGCAGAAUCCGAACAUCGUCGUCAGGAAGAGGUACUGAAACGUUUUCGUAUGCAUGAUUGUAAUGUUUUGAUAGGCACUUCGGUAUUAGAGGAGGGAAUAGAUGUGCCGAAAUGUAAUUUAGUAGUGCGCUGGGAUCCACCCACAACUUAUCGAAGUUAUGUUCAAUGUAAAGGUAGGGCCCGGGCUGUUCCAGCAUAUCAUGUGGUAUUGGUUGCCUCGGACACGACAAAUGAAACCCACCGACUGGAAGCUAAAAAUGAACAAUUAUCGGAUAAAAGUCAUAAAUUAUUGUGUGCACUAUCCGAAGAUCAAGAUAAUUGUCUAACUGAUUCAGAAAAAUCCGACAAAGAAGAAGAUGAUGGCGAUGUUAAGCAGAUUAAUGGCAUUUCUACGAAACAGAAAUUUGUAUAUGGUUCAAGUAAGGGUACCAUUAAGAUAUUAAAUCCCGAAGUGAUUACCAACAAACAUCCAUCCAAGCAGACAACAAAAGGAAGUGAUAUUGUUUUGAAAGAAAUCGAAGAGGUAACGCUAACAAUUAAGGAUGCUAAUAGUGAAGAGGAAACCAAGAAAGAAGUUCUAAAUUCAAAAACAUCGCAAGAAAAAGAUCAAAAAAAAAAGUACUUUCAAUGUUUGUUGCAAAAUACAGCAGUUGAAGACAAUUCCAAGGCUAAGAGUGAUGAAACGGAAUCAGCUAAAUUUCAAAACAUGAAGAAAACCACAGAUGAUAUUGUCAAACAAAUGGCAGAGUAUAGAGAAAUCGAAAAGAUGCUCCUACAAAGAUGUGCAAAUAUCGAACCAGCCGAAAUUGAACACAAAGAAGCGGACAUUUUCAACAAUUGCAUAAAACCAUAUAAACCCUUGGCUCAACUGUUAACAGGAGCCUAUGUCGAUCUCAGUAAUUCCAUAGCUUUAGUAAAUAAGUAUUGUGCCAAAUUACCCAGUGAUACAUUUACAAAAUUAACACCACUUUGGCGAUGUGCCUAUACGGUGCGCAAUGGGACAAUUAUGUAUCAAUAUACUCUCCGGCUACCCAUUAAUUCUCCCCUCAAAUAUGAUAUAAUUGGUUUACCAAUGCCAACACAUGUCUUGGCACGUCGCAUGACCGCCUUACAAGCCUGUAUUGCUCUACAUUCUUCCGGUGAACUGGAUAAUAAUUUACAACCAAUUGGUAAGGAAGGAUUUCGGCCACUCGAACCAGAUUGGGAAAAUUUCGAGCUAGAGGAACAGGAUGAGAAAAUCGUGCAGGAAAAUAGUGAACCAAGACCGGGUACUACAAAACGAAGGCAGUAUUACUAUAAGAGGAUAGCAUCGGAAUUUUGUAAUUGCCGACCAACGCCAGGCGUUGAAUGUUAUCUCUAUUUACUUGAUCUCACCCUCCAAUGCCCAAUACCAGAAGAACAAAAUACUCGUGGAAGAAAAAUCUAUCCUCCCGAAGAUGCGGUACAAGGUUUUGGCAUUUUGACACUUAAGAAAAUACCCAAAGUCAGUUCUUUUCCAAUAUUUACACGAUCGGGCGAGGUAAAAGUCUCAUUGAUACUACAUCCACAACGCAUUGUAUUGACUAAAGAGAAUAUCUCAUCCAUAAACACAUUCAUAAAUUAUACAUUCACCAAAGUAUUGCGUUUGAAAAAAUUUCUAAUGCUUUUCGAUCCGGAAUCAACAGAAAAUUGUAUAUUCAUUGUGCCAACGGUUAAGACUGGCGAUGGUGGCAAAGUUAUCGAUUGGCAAUUUUUAGAUUUAAUCGAACGUAAUGCUAAUAUGAUGCCUACACCGGUACCGGAGGAAGUACGACAUGCCACUGAAUUUUCAGCGGAGAAAUUUAAAGAUGCCGUCGUCAUGCCUUGGUAUAGAAAUCAAGAUCAACCGCAUUAUUUUUAUGUAGCUGAAAUAUGCCAUCAGCUAUCACCGCUCAGCAUAUUCCCCAGCAUGAAAUAUCAUACAUUUAUGCAUUAUUAUUAUUUGAAAUAUGGUUUGAAAAUCCAUCCCAAGCAGCCAUUAUUGGAUGUAGAUCAUACCAGUGCUCGUUUGAAUUUCCUCACACCGCGGUAUGUAAAUCGUAAAGGUGUGGCACUGCCAACAAGUUCCGAAGCCACCAAACGUGCCAAACGAGAAAAUCUCGAAUUAAAACAAAUUUUGGUACCCGAACUUUGUACGGUCCAUCCGUUUCCGGCAUCUUUGUGGCGCACCGCCGUAUGUCUGCCUUGUAUUUUAUAUCGAAUUAAUGGUUUGUUGUUGGCGGAUGAUAUCCGGAAAAAGGUGGUCAAUGAUAUUGGUUUGGGUAAACCAGAAUUACCCGAAGAUAAGGAGUGGCCAAUGUUGGAUUUCGGUUGGAGUCUAAGUGAUGUUUUGAAAAAAUCCAAAGCCACAAAGGUCCAACAACAAUCGAAUGACGAUGAAAGUACUACGAAAAAAGAUGGCAACAAAGAAGAGGCAUCGUCUUCAUCAUCGUCGAAAAAACAACCUGAUCUUGAAGAUGAUUCCAUAUUUCAGGAUGAUUCAAAUGCUGAUAAAACUAUAAACGAAAUAGUUCAGGAUGCCGAACGUAAGCUCAGAGAGGAAGGAGGUGGUUUUGUUGAAAUUGGUACAUGGUCAAAUGAUAUGGCUGCCGAUAUCGAGUAUAAAAUACGUUCCUCCGAUACAGAUAGCGAUGAUUAUGAUGAGCUAAUGGAUGGCGUUUUACCACCAACAAUAAAACUAUGCGGUAAAGCUGCACGAGCAACAUCUCCCACAUUUCAUGACAUUUCUCUUGACGAGGAUAUCGAAAAAGAAACGAAAAAAGAAAAAUCACAAUUUAAAUAUUACGACUCCGACGAAUCACCCUACGAGUCGAGUUUUGCCAGUGAUGCCGACAUGGACGAUAUGGAGGGUGAUAUCGAUAUGGAUGAUAUUGUGAUAACAUCAAAAAAUGAAGCUGAAACAAUUGAAACGGAACAAGAUAUUGAAAAAUUAAAUAAACAAUUGUCAAUAAUACAAGAGACCAAGGCCAAUGAACGUGACUAUCAGGAAACAAAAAAUCUUCUAGUUGGUUAUAAUUUUGCAGACGUAAAACAACAACAUGCCGACGAGCUGCAAAAAUCUAUAGAAGAUUUUAAAACAUCUACACAACGUUUUGUCACAGAGAUACAAAAAUCGGGAAUGUUAGUAGAAUACAAUCAGACAAUGAAAUUAUUACACAAGAAAUCCAAUGAGAAUGGGGGCUCCGCAGAUAACAAAACAUUGGAAUUAUGUUUGGAGAUAUAUAAAAAAUUACUGCCCUAUGUAAAGGAUAUGGAUUUACAAAAUCUACUAAGUCAAGGUACAUUGAAAUAUGUGUUAUCCUUGGAAACUUUACAUUCGCUCAACAUGCAAUGGAUAAAAGAACACCCCGAUGAGUCGUUUACAAUCGAAGGAUGUGGAGAUUUAUUUGAUAGUUUUAAUGAUGCAAUUUAUCUGCACACCAUUAAAGAAGAUAAGAACUGCAAACAAAUUAAAUUAAAUUUUGAGAUACAAGGCAAAGAAUAUCCUCCACAAGAAAGUAAAAAGGGAAACAAAACAGAUACGGAUAUGUUUACAUUUGGGGGAACCAAUGCUGAGCCCACUUUUAGUUUUGAUUAUCAACCGGAUUUGUCUACACACCCCGGACCAAGUCCAAGUAUUAUUUUACAAGCCCUAACCAUGUCCAAUGCCAAUGAUGGUAUCAACUUGGAAAGACUAGAAACGAUUGGUGAUUCAUUUUUGAAAUAUGCCAUCACCACAUAUUUAUACAUAACCUAUGAGAAUGUCCACGAGGGGAAAUUAAGUCAUUUACGUUCAAAACAAGUGGCCAAUUUAAAUUUAUAUCGUUUGGGUAGACGUAAAAAAUUGGGUGAAUAUAUGAUUGCCACUAAAUUUGAACCAAGCGACAAUUGGCUGCCACCGUGCUAUUAUGUUCCAAAGGAAUUGGAAAAGGCAUUAAUUGAAGCCAAAAUACCACCACAUUAUUGGAGUUUAGUUGAUUUGGUGAAUAUUAAGAAAUUGACAAAUGCCGAAAUAUGUGAACUUGUUCGAAAGAAGGCCGACGAAUGGGGUUGUAACGGCAGUGGAAAUAAACUUGAACGAGAAUGGGAUGAUCCGAAUUAUAUACCAUAUGAAUUUUCUUGUUUUAUACCAUAUAACUUGGUAUCGCAGCAUAGCAUUCCAGAUAAAUCUGUUGCCGAUUGUGUUGAAGCCUUAAUAGGGGCAUAUCUAAUCGAAUGUGGUCUUCGCGGUGCUUUACUCUUUAUGGCAUGGUUAGGAAUACGAGUAAUUCCCUAUGAACGCGUCCCCUAUGACCCCAGCAAACCACGAAUACCAGGAAGCACUUUACCAGAUUCGGAUAAUAUGAUUACUGUAUAUGGUUCAUGGUCACCGCCAAAAUCACCAUUAUUACAUUACACCCCAAAUGCUGAAGAAGCGCUGGACGCAUUAUUGCAAGGUUAUGAGGAAUUUGAAGCAAGUUUAGGUUAUAAAUUUCGUGAUCGUUCAUAUUUGCUGCAAGCCAUGACACAUGCCUCGUAUACUCCGAAUCGUUUAACUGAUUGCUAUCAACGUUUGGAAUUUCUGGGUGAUGCUGUGCUGGAUUACCUAAUAACCCGACAUUUAUACGAAGAUCCACGUCAACAUUCACCGGGAGCUUUAACAGAUUUACGUUCGGCUUUAGUAAAUAAUACAAUAUUUGCUUCUUUGGCUGUGCGACAUGGUUUCCAUAAAUAUUUUCGCCAUUUAUCGCCCGGUUUGAAUGAGGUUAUAGAUCGUUUUGUGCGAAUACAAACUGAAAAUGGUCAUAGUAUAAGUGAAGAGUAUUAUCUCUUGUCCGAAGAGGAAUGUGAUGAUGCUGAAGAUGUUGAAGUGCCAAAAGCUUUGGGAGACGUUUUUGAAUCAGUAGCUGGAGCUAUUUUCUUAGAUUCGAAUAUGUCUUUGGAUGCGGUGUGGCGUGUCUAUUAUAAUAUGAUGCGACCCGAGAUAGAGCAGUUCAGUAAUUUCGUGCCAAAAUCACCCAUACGAGAAUUGCUUGAAUUGGAACCCGAAACAGCUAAAUUUGGUAAACCCGAAAAAUUGGCCGAUGGUCGGCGGGUACGUGUUACCGUGGAAGUCUUUUGCAAAGGCACAUAUCGUGGUAUUGGUAGAAAUUAUCGUAUUGCAAAAUGCACAGCUGCCAAAUGUGCUCUACGUCAAUUGAAGAAAAAUAAUUUAAUAGAGAAACGUUAACAAUUUCUUCU